AUGGAUCACGCAAUCAUCGCAGCGAAAAUGACGUACAUCAAAUACCACUCCGCUAUCGUCCACAACUUCAAUGAUUCAGGUGAGUUCUCCAUCAAAGACCUUCCGCUCAUUGAUGCCCCCAAUACCAAAGGCAAGAAGUUCAAGGAGUUCUUCCACAUCGUAGAGGGGGUUUCUGCUGCAGAUUGCGAUAUCAUCCGCAAUGUCUACAACUCGGACGGCAAGUACACGGUACUCAAGUUCUUUCACUCCUCCGCUUUCAUUCCUCUGGGACUUGCCAAAGCCUUCUGUGCACAUAAGGUAAGGGUCAUCAACUACCAGGUCGCGGACAACAACGAUCACGUCAAGUGCGCUUUCCUCUACAUGCUUAACCGCAUCCAGGGAGAGCAAUGGUUGACGCAAUCAUUGGUGAACAAGGUGUCUGCCAAAGCCAUGAAGAAGGACGAUUCGGGUGAUGGGAAAAACUGGGAGCCCAGUGACAACGAGCUACGUGAGGGUAUCGCCUUUAUCAACGACUACGCGCCUCUGUCCAACACCAAGAACGAACAGUUCUUGUGGUGUCUACUCAAUGUUCGCGACCGCGAGUCUCCCAUCUAUGGCUGGCCCCACCAUGUUGUCAACAAAGCUUGCAUCAAUCGGUCCACGGGCAACUCACAAAGUGAUCCAGAAUAUUUCUUUCCACUUCUACUACAUGACUUGGACCAAAGCUUUUUGGAGAAGGUCGUGCCGCUGGUGAUGCCCACUAUGACUGGGCAUGGGCUUAUCCUUUUGGGCCGUGCAGGUGUUGGAAAAACGCCCACUGCCAUCAUCCUCGCGAUGGCCGUCGCCCGCCACCUCGUGGUAACUCGUGGUCUUGAUGGCCACAUUCCUGGAUUUAGAAGAUCGAAGCAGAUCGACGGAUUCCGGGAAAGGCCUGGCGAGUUGCAUGUACCGGUUCUCCUCGAUGACCCCUUGUUGCACUCCAUGAACAUGGAGGAUAUCAAAUCCUUUCUCGAUGUGGCCGAGAACACCCUGGUGGAUGCCCGGUAUAGGGCCGCCAAGUUUGUCCGCAACCAAGUCCGCAUUCUCCCCAACAAUGAAUGGGGGGCGGAGAAGGAGCCACGAAUGACCAUGGGCGACAAGAUUGAUUGGCAGGCCUUCCAUGAUAUGUUCAGUCCUACUGUCAAUAAUGCUUCGCUUCCCCACCUCAUGGCCAUUCUGAAGCGGGCUUCGGUGGUCAUUGCCGGUGAAUUGGCCAUUUAUGUUCGCUUGGCAAGCGAGCAGCCGGACCAGGUCAUACACCGGUUCGGUUCCUGUUCCAUGCUGAAGGAUUGGUUGAAGCCCAACAACAAGAAGUUCUACAACUUCUACAAGGAAGGCCAGCAUGUGAAAUUCCCCGGCUAUGAGGAAGCUCUUGAAGCUGAGGCCAAUUUGGUGAGCGAGUUACUUGCUUCUCCUUCCGAGAAGGAGUAUUUGGCCAGGGGGCGGUCCCACGAUCAGUGGGCUGAGGCUUAUGGCGGGUCACUGACCACGCCAAGAGGCAACAUGUCGACGGCGGCUACCACCAAUAGUCCAGCGAUUACAUCACCCCCUGCCAAGCAACAGAGGGUCGAGCACGACGAGGAUGCGGACGAAGAGGCCGCGGGUUACAUGCACUCCUGCGACUGA
Molecule: messenger RNA, 1644 nt
Organism: Symbiodinium sp. CCMP2592
Lineage: Eukaryota; Dinophyceae; Suessiales; Symbiodiniaceae
Source: the annotation of a GenBank genome assembly